AUGGCAACUUUUCCAUGUUUUGAUUAUCACGAUUUGAAAUUGGGCUUUUCAUCGAUGGAUGCCCAAAAACAACAUAAUGCCAAUAAAAAUUCUCCUAUAACUAACGAUUACCAGCAGCAGACUGUCACUAUUACUUCAUCAAAUAAUCUGGCUUCUGCAAAUUCCUUAAGCUUUACUCAGCAGUCUACUGCUUCAACUUUUUCAUUGUCAACUGAUAUUUUAUCAACUUCUAACUGUUCUGACGAUAAUUCUUGUUCAGAAUCAGUGAUGAUGUCUCCUUAUUCUAUUAUUCUAAAUUCUGGAGAGUUAACGAUGGAAGAUACUUACUACGAAGAUGAGUUUUUCUUUGAACCUUUGGAAUCCCCAGCAUUAGUAGAUCCAUAUAUCUAUUUAUCACCUGCUCUAACUUCUUCAAUCUCGCAAUCGGAUCAAGCUAUGUGUUUAUCUGAUAAUCUGACAAGACGAACUAAUCAGAACAAUCAUCCUUAUUCUCCGUCGAACAAUCAAAAAAUAGAUAGAAAUAAUUCUUUGGAUCAAAUCCAGAUAAAGGAUCCUAUUAAUCACAGCGAUGAUAACACUGAUCCUGAGAACAACCACAUUUCUAGUAACAUAAUACCAACUAUAAUGACAGGUUCUCCAUCUAUACCACCAAAUUCGAGCAUGUCGUUGCCGUUACCUUCGACAAGUAUUAUGGUAACGUCAUCCACAACUGUGCAGGAGCCUAUGCCAAACUUGUCCCUUGGUAGUAAUCUUGUAUCCGAAGUAGCAUUGACACAAUCACCGUUCACUCUUCUACCUACUGCCACCUCUAAUAAUCAUUCUUUAUCUGACAAGAUUGCACCAAUAACACCAUCUUCAUUAAUGAAAUUGAAAGAGAAUUCCACUUCUUCCAGGCCUACUCAAGGCAUUCAAAAAAUUGACAAACAGCAACCACUUACACAAAGUUCUCGACUGUCAAAUGAGAAACGUGAACCUUCCUUAAAACAACGGACUUUUAACAAAGAAGCCACUUUUAUAGUUCCGCCUUCACGGACACAAAGAUCUAUCCGGGUUACAGGUGUAGAUGGAUCGCAACAUAUGUUAGUAGUAUCUCCAAACAUAUCUCCGGUAUCACCAGGAACGAAUUCAAUGUUAAUGUCACCGCCUGGAAAAAGAAUUGUUCAUACAAAUCAGUCUGUUUGCUCUCCAUCCGCCCUUAAUGCUUCAAAGAGUCCUCAAGCUUUGAAACCAACAAUAAGUCCAAGUUUAAAACCAAGAUUAUCAGGUGUAAUAACUGAUGAUGCGGCAGAACAAUUGGCAAACAAGUCAAACUAUGUCAGUAUCUUAGAAGGCACAGCCAAGUCUCUUGGUAUUUCCUAUUCCUCCGACGUGCAUUCAAGUCUAGAAUCACGACGUACAACUCAUAAAGCUGCUGAACAAAAACGAAGAGAUUCAUUAAAGCAAAGUUUUGAUGAAUUGAAAAAAGUUAUACCAUUCAACGCGGCAACUGGUAAUAUCAACAUAAGUAAUAACGGAUGCGAUGGAAACAACAAUAACAACUCAAUAUCUGGUAAAGUUGGUGACAAUAGUGGAUCAAUGAAAAAUGUUUCCAAAUUGUUUUUAUUAAAACGAGCACAUGAUCAUAUUGUAGAGCUUCAUCAACAAACAAAAGAAAAAGACUUAAUCAUACAAAACCUUAAUAAUGAACUUGAUGAGCUUAGGAUAUUAAAGAAACAAAAAGUUGACCAGAUCCAACAAGAUGAUAAUAUGAUCAAACAUACAGAAUAA
Cetraspora pellucida is the source of this 1767-nucleotide messenger RNA. The record is from the annotation of a GenBank genome assembly. Lineage: Eukaryota; Fungi; Glomeromycota; Glomeromycetes; Diversisporales; Gigasporaceae.